Molecule: messenger RNA, 1129 nt
Organism: Nematolebias whitei (Rio pearlfish)
Lineage: Eukaryota; Metazoa; Chordata; Actinopteri; Cyprinodontiformes; Rivulidae
Gene: foxd1
Product: forkhead box D1
Exons: 1
Coding region: 116-1108 (330 amino acids)
Biological process (GO): cell differentiation; anatomical structure morphogenesis; regulation of transcription by RNA polymerase II
Molecular function (GO): DNA-binding transcription factor activity, RNA polymerase II-specific; RNA polymerase II cis-regulatory region sequence-specific DNA binding
Source: RefSeq, a predicted model, not a curated record
CAGCUCCAGCCGUUCUGCGGGUCUCAGUCGGGCUCGCGCGCCUUUUAGACCCAAACAAAAGCAAACUCAUGGACACGCCGAGCCGGGACACUUGUCUCCUGUCCUGUCCUCAGCCAUGACUCUGAGCUCAGACAUGUCCGACGCCUCCCUGCUGUCCGAAGAGACCGACAUCGAUGUGGUCGGGGAGGGCGAGGACGGGGACAAGACCCGGUCCUCCUACGUGGACGAGGUGGCGCAGAUGGACGGCAUGCUCCUGGACACCUCCUCCUCCUCCUCGUCCUCCUCCUCGUGCAGGGACUCCUACAAGCCGGCGGGCAAGAACCCCCUGGUGAAGCCCCCCUACUCGUACAUCGCCCUGAUCACCAUGGCGAUCCUGCAGAGCCCCAAGAAGAGGCUGACCCUCAGCGAGAUCUGCGACUUCAUCAGCAGCCGCUUCCCCUACUACCGGGACAAGUUCCCGGCCUGGCAGAACUCCAUCCGGCACAACCUGUCCCUCAACGACUGCUUCGUGAAGAUCCCGCGGGAGCCCGGGAACCCCGGCAAGGGCAACUACUGGACCCUGGACCCGGAGUCGGCCGACAUGUUCGACAACGGGAGUUUCCUGCGGCGCAGGAAGCGCUUCAAGCGGCAGCAGAGCCAGGACCUGAUCCGGGACCACAGCGGGUUCGUCCCCGCAGCCGCAGCCUAUGGCUACGGACCGUACGGCUGCGGGGGGUUCGGGAUCCAGGUCCAGUCCUACCACGCGCACUCGGCGCUGUUUGCCUUUCAGCAGCAGCACAACAACAGACACUCCAUGAUCCCGUCCCCGACCCUGAUGCCCACCAGCACGGACCUAACCAGAACCAGGUUCUACCCACAGCUCAGCCCCGGUCUGGGCUCAGCGGGCGCACAGGCGGCCUCCCCGGUACACAAGUCCAACUCCCCGGCGCAGCGGUCUCCCUUCUCCAUAGAGAGCAUCAUCGGAGGCCCGCUGCGGCCCUCCAGGACUUCUCCGGUCGUGGUCCCGGUCUUACCGAGCUCCCUGGGGCCUCCGGGGACCAGCCAGACUGUUUUACACCCGGUUGAGAACUUUCAGAACCGAAUCGUGGGCGGCACGAGCGCCUGUUAAACGCGUGCACUUAGAAACCGA